GGAACCCAGCAAGAUGAAGGCAUGUUCCGGGGACAUGUUUCUAGGCAACACCAAACAUUUCUACUGUAGAAGUUGGGAUGGUUCGGGUAAAGUCAAGAUAUUUGCUGUGUGAAAUAAACAUCUCCGUCCCAUCCAAUCGGUUGUUGCUGGAAGACAGACCGAUCUUCUCGGCAGUGAAAGAUGCCGUGGCGAGCAUGCACGGUGACUAUGGAGCGGCACAAUGUUCCAUUGGAUUCUCAGUCAAAUACGUGAAUGCACUCACUGGCAUAAUGCUUAUACGCUGCCCCAAAAGUUCUUACCGCCUCAUCUGGUCUGCGCUGCCUUUCGUUACCAGCGUGGAACAUAAAGGAAGGAAAAUCCCCCUUUUCCUCAACUGUUUGCAUGUCGGAGGAACAAUCAGAACAUGUCAGAAGUUCCUGGUUCGAUACAAUACUCAGCAGCUCCAUAGAAUGCUCCCUCAAUGUAAAACCACAGAUGAGAAAACUCAUGUUCGUCGUGCCAUACUCCGCUCUUCCACAAAAAUGUUGAAGGGAAACGAACAUAAAGAUGAGAGAGACUGAAUUCAUAACUUAUUGUUAUCUACAUUGUUUAUAAUGUUGCUUGAUAUAGAUGGUAUGAAUUAUGCCCCACUAUAGUGUUAAGACAAAAUAUUUGUUCGUUUCCAAUUGAUUUUAGGGGACAUCAGAAUUAUGUGAAAUAAAGAUUGCACCAGAUUUGUUGUGUGUUUUUGUAAUCUAUUAUAUCCCCAGUUUUGCUGUUUACUUCCCACGCUGUUCUGGAUUUGAUUAUAAAAUGGGUUGCAUAAGUAUUGAAGUUCUGCUCAUAUAAAGAGCCAGUGAACCAGAAAACGUUUUUAAUUUAUUUAAAUAAAAUAUAUGAUUGUCAACUGAGUAA
Molecule: messenger RNA, 894 nt
Organism: Gadus chalcogrammus (walleye pollock)
Lineage: Eukaryota; Metazoa; Chordata; Actinopteri; Gadiformes; Gadidae
Gene: pop5
Product: POP5 homolog, ribonuclease P/MRP subunit
Exons: 5
Coding region: 78-560 (160 amino acids)
Biological process (GO): tRNA 5'-leader removal
Cellular component (GO): ribonuclease P complex
Molecular function (GO): ribonuclease P RNA binding
Source: RefSeq, a predicted model, not a curated record